AUGUUCGGUCAAAUAGUAAUAGGACCACCAGGUAGUGGUAAAUCUACUUAUUGUUAUGGUAUGUUUCAAUUUUUAUCAGCUAUUGGUCGAAAACUGUGUAUUAUAAAUUUAGACCCUGCUAAUGAUAAUUUACCAUAUCCUUGUCAACUAGAUAUACGAGAGUAUAUUAAUAUUGAAGAUAUAAUGGAUCAAUUAAAUUUAGGUCCAAAUGGCGGAUUAAUGUAUGCUUUGGAACUGUUAGAAUUAGAUGGUAUGAGCACAUUUGUUUCUAAAAUUGAUUUAUUAAUUAAUGAUAAAAAUUAUUUAUUAUUUGAUUGUCCUGGUCAGAUUGAAUUAUUUACUCAUCAUCAAUCAUUAUUUAAUAUAUUUAAUUCAUUAACUACUUCCAAAAGAUUAAGAUUAUGUGUUGUUUCAUUAAUUGAUUCUAUUUAUUUAACAAGUCCAUCACAAUAUAUAUCUAUUUUAUUAUUAAGUCUAAGAUCCAUGUUACAAUUAAAUCUUGCACAAAUUAAUGUUAUUAGUAAAAUUGAUUUAUUAAAAAAUUAUGAUAAUUUACCGUUUAAGUUAAAUUAUUAUACUGAAGCUCAAGAUUUAAAUUAUCUAAAACCUCAUCUUGAAAAAGAAUCAAAUUCCAUAUUAGGUAAAAAAUAUGUUAAAUUAACUGAAUCUAUUGCUAAUUUAGUUGAAGAUUUUCAUUUAGUUUCAUUUGAAGUAUUAUCUGUGGAAAAUAAAAAUAGUAUGAUAAAUUUAUUAAGUGUAAUUGAUAAAGCAAAUGGUUAUAGUUUUGGUAGUGAAGUUGGUGGUGAUUCAAUAUGGAGUGAAGCAACUAGACAAGGUACUCAUGAAGGAGGUUAUGCAGAUGUAGAUAUACAUGAAAGAUGGAUACAAUAUAAAGAUGAAUAUGAUGAACAAGAAAAUAAAUUGGAAAAAGAAUUGCAAAAACAGUUUCAAAAUGAACAUGGGAAACAAUUAACAGAAGAUGAAGAAUGGGAGGCAGCUAUAAAUGAAUGGGAGAGUAAUCAUGGUGGUAAAGGAACAUUUCUGAAGUAA
Messenger RNA from Insectozyma verbasci, 1050 nucleotides. NCBI's taxonomy places the organism in Eukaryota, Fungi, Ascomycota, Pichiomycetes, Serinales, Debaryomycetaceae. The record is from the annotation of a GenBank genome assembly.